Molecule: messenger RNA, 105 nt
Organism: Parastagonospora nodorum SN15
Lineage: Eukaryota; Fungi; Ascomycota; Dothideomycetes; Pleosporales; Phaeosphaeriaceae
Exons: 2
Coding region: 1-105 (34 amino acids)
Source: RefSeq, a predicted model, not a curated record
AUGUCUUACCCUUUAUUUCAGACAUCGAAUGCCCAAAAUACAUCGAGCCAUGGUCUGGAAUGCAACCUGCCUCUCUCACCUUCUAACUUCCUUAUCUGGCCAUGA